AUGGAUCCCAACGACGCAGUUAGACCCAACUACGCACUGGAAGAAUUCCAAGAAGAAAGGCAACAACUGAUUGGUGAAGGUUUAACCGAAGAACAAGCGAUUAGGCUGAGGAAGACGACGCCCAAAGACUGCCAAGACCUCAGAGACGAGGAAGAAGCAGCACGUCUCGAAGACAGGAAAAAGAACAAGAAUAAGUACGCACCUCUCAAGCGUACUAAAGUCCCAACCGAUCCCACCAUCCUCCCGGCACAAUACGCCAUCAGGAGGCUGAAAGCCGGUGAUUACUGCGAGUUACACUACUUUACCAACAAAGGACUCGACGAAGCCAUGGCGUUGACUCUAGUUGCAGAACCAGACGCUCUCGUCAUGCUACCAGCGUCAGACGGAAUCCACUCAUGGGUGCCCGCUGCCGCAGUCAAAGACCCAAAAGCCGCACCCGUUACCAAGGACGAGCACCUCACUUGGGAAGAAUUCAACGAGGCAGCGCCACGCAUCGUCGUGUUCAUGAAGAUGCAUGAUUGGCCUGACGACAGAGUCAACAUGCACAUCCAGUUCUGGACGGCCAUUCAAGCCCAUCGUUGGCGCCACUCACCUGACCCACUCCAACAGAGAGCUCUGCUCCUCUAUCAAUCGCAACAACGACGUCGCUGGCAUCUCACCAUCGGAACAGCGCAAGGUUGGAGCCUGGAGGAGAUCAAUCAAGAUUUGUUGUUCGAGGCUAGAGAACUCCUGUUCAACGAGAAGAGAGACAAAGACACAGCGCUCGCCAUCCAGCAAGCUGCUGCAGCCUUCGUGGCCAGCAGCGCUAACUCCCUGCGCACCCAGCUCGCAACGUCAACACAACAACCGCAAGCAGCGCUGAAACGCGCAGCACCGUUUAAUGAGGAAUCAGGGGGCAAUAACAAGAAGUGUGCCUUGGGCGCAACCCGCACAGAACCAUCGAGUGCAUGGCCCCCCAAACGUGGGACAAACAACAUGAGACCUUCGCAGAACGAAUCCGCAAAGGACUGUGGACCAAAGACGGGAAAUAACUCUGUACUGCCUGGCAGUGUGAAGAAGGUUGCACAGGUGCGGAGACCCAUCUCAUGGAGCCCAGAAGUGCGCUCGAGCACAGAAGGCAGAAUCCUCUAA
Suillus subalutaceus is the source of this 1131-nucleotide messenger RNA. RefSeq lists its product as uncharacterized. The record is from RefSeq and is a predicted model, not a curated record. The transcript has 5 exons. Lineage: Eukaryota; Fungi; Basidiomycota; Agaricomycetes; Boletales; Suillaceae. Bases 1 to 1131 code for a protein of 376 amino acids.